Messenger RNA from Arvicanthis niloticus (Nile rat), 1927 nucleotides. The record is from RefSeq and is a predicted model, not a curated record. Lineage: Eukaryota; Metazoa; Chordata; Mammalia; Rodentia; Muridae.
ACCUGAGCAGUGCGCUUGCGUGUUACUAACAUCCCUCCUUUUUUUUUUUUUUUUUUUUUUUUUCCCUCCCUCAUCCUCGCCCUCGCCUUCGCCCUGCCGCAGCCGCAGGGAGUGGGGCGUCGUCCCCUCUCCCCUCCGCAGGGAGAGUAUCGAUCCGCUCCGGCCCUGCCCCCCUCACUAGCAGACCGCCGCCGCGUCGGCGCCACACGGUCUCCUCGGACAUCCUCGGGUGCGAGGACUAGCGGGGCAGCCAACGGCUCCCGGCGUGCACCGCGGCGAGCGCUCUGAGAGAGCGGACGGGAUGCGCUGGCCGGGCGGUGUCUCUUGAGUCUCCGCGCCCCGCGGCAGGGCCGCCGCGUACCCGGCUCCGACCGUCCCUGCUCAUGGGCCGCGGGUCACCGCGAGGAGCAGGCGGAGCGCCGCAGCCGCCCGAGGGACCGUGGCAGGUCACCUGGAUGUCAGCAUGGCAGCCACAAACCUGGAGAACCAGCUGCACAGUGCGCAGAAGAACCUGCUCUUCCUCCAGCGGGAACAUGCCAGCACACUCAAGGGGCUCCAUGCUGAGAUCCGGCGGCUGCAGCAGCAUUGCACAGAUCUAACAUAUGAGCUGACACUCAAAAGUUUCGAACUAACAGGAGACGGCUCUUCCAGAACGACGGAGCUGAAGAGGCGCUGUGAAGAGCUGGAAGCCCAGCUGAAGGCCAAAGAGGAGGAAAACCGCAAGCUGCUGCAAGAGCUGGAGCAGAAGAAUGCUGCCAUCGCCGUGCUGGAGAACACGGUCCGGGAGAGAGAGAAGAAAUACCUGGAGGAGCUGAAGGUGAAGAGCCACAAGCUGAGCAUGCUGUCGGGCGAGCUGGAGCAGCGCGCCAGCACCGUGGCCUACCUCACCUCACAGCUGCAUGCGGCCAAGAAGAAGUUGCUGAGCUCCAGUGGCACCUCGGAUGCCAGCCCGGCAGGCAGUCCUGCACUGGCCAGCUACAAGCCCACACCCCCCAAGGACAAGCUGCCUGAGACACCCCGCCGCCGCAUGAAGAAGAGCCUGUCAGCCCCACUGCACCCUGAGUUUGAGGAGGUCUACAGGUUUGGAGCCGAGAGCCGCAAACUCCUCCUCCGGGAGCCUGUGGAUGCCAUGCCCGACCCCACCCCGUUCCUGCUGGCCCGGGAGUCUGCUGAGGUCCAGCUCAAGGAGCGGCCUCUUGUCAUCCCUCCCAUCGCCUCAGACCGUGGCGCCAGUGGGCAGCACAGCCCAGCCCGAGACAAGCCACACAAGACGCACGUUGGGGUGGCUCACCGCAUUCAUCAUGGCCAGCCUGAGGGAGAGACGAGGGCCGUGGACCAGGUGAACACAGGGAAGGUGGUGCGGAAGCACUCAGGGACAGACCGAACUGUGUGAAGCCUGCGGCCUGCCACCGCAGUCUUCCACGCACUGUGAGCGCCACAGGGAACCUCGCCCGCAUCUUCCUCGCCUACCCAUGCCAAAUGUCUCCUCCUGUCGAAGCCUGGCUUCUGGCUCCAUAGUGACACAAUGCUACGAUGGUGUCCCCGCUGAAGAUAUUUACUGGCACUGUGGCCAACGCCUGCAUGCCAAUAGCUUGCUUCCAGCCCCACGCCAUGAGAUCUCAGCGCACUCUUAGAUGCGGCCAUGGCUGAAUCACUACGCCACACAGAAUCAGAAUCGCCUGAAGUCAAAGCAAAAUAAGGAGUUCUCCCUCCCCAGAUCCAGGGCAGCCUAUGAGAGCAGAGCAGCGGCCUCUGCUCCCUCCCGGAGACUCCUGCCCUGCAGAGCCCCUUUACCAAGCAGCUGUGUCUCACGGUCUUAGCAAGAUGGCCUCAACCCUGAUGUCCCAACCUGAUUGUGUGUUGAUAAUUUUUUUGUUAGUUUCAUCCAAAUGUUCAGGAUCCAACAAAUGUUAUUUUCUAACCCGCC